Populus euphratica (Euphrates poplar) is the source of this 2045-nucleotide messenger RNA. RefSeq lists its product as uncharacterized. The record is from RefSeq and is a predicted model, not a curated record. The transcript is spliced from 4 exons. Bases 147 to 788 code for a protein of 213 amino acids. Gene Ontology annotation, molecular function: protein binding. NCBI's taxonomy places the organism in Eukaryota, Viridiplantae, Streptophyta, Magnoliopsida, Malpighiales, Salicaceae.
GUUCUAUAGUUAGGCUUGAAGAGGCAGCUCUAAGGCAACUAGCUUAGCAUCUUCCUUCAACCUCUUCGCUUCUCAAAGCCAGGUAGCUCUCUCUCCCUCCUUCUCUCACUAGAUCGACUGGACCCCAUAUCUCUUAUUACUCAAGUAUGGUCGGACCUUCACUUGACGCCACCAAGCUUCACCUCAAAGCCCCCGCCUCUGCCACCGCCACCAUCAAGUUCCUCUGCAGUUAUGGUGGCAAGAUCAUCCCCCGUUUUCCGGAUGGUAAACUCCGUUAUCAAGGUGGCGAGACCCGUGUCAUCGGCGUCGACCGUUCCAUCUCCUUUGCUGAGUUAUUGUUGAAGCUUGGAGAGUUGUGUGGCACAUCAGUGAGUCUCCGUUUUCAGUUGCCAAAAGAAGAUCUAGACGCUCUGGUAUCGAUCACCUCGGAUGAGGAUCUAGUAAAUCUCAUCGAGGAAUACGAUCGAGCAGGAGCAGCAACACCGACUGCAUCCUUAAAGAUCAGGGCUUUCCUUUCGCUCCCGAAAAAAAUAUAUUCUUCCUCUUCCAAAUCAUCCUCCUCCUCCUCCUCCUCCUCCUCCUCCUCUCCACCCUCUAAUAGCUAUGGUGGUGCCACCAUUGCUUCAACUUCUACCACUCCAAGGUGCUACUAUCAUCAGAUGUCGAAGCCAGUAGCGUUUUCUUCAAAGAAGAAUACUCCUCCGCCUCCUCAGUAUCAAUAUGGUUACCAUGCUCAUGGGAAUCCUGGCCAUAUCUACCUUGUUCACAACGGGAAUCAUUGGCAAUAACUGCAGACUCAAGUGAACUGAGACCGGACAUAUUUGGCAUAUAUAAAUGGGAAGAACAACGUAUAAUAUAACUAAAGAAAAAGAGAAAUGGAAAGGGGAAUACUGGAGCUUGCAAUAGAUAAUAUGAUCAUGAGAUAUAUGUAUUUGGUGACUGUAAAUCGUUAAGAAGGGAUUCGCUUUUUUUGGUCCUGAAAAUGAAUGAAUUUCCAGUCCAAUGUUUUCAUUUGGGUUCAAAAGCUUUUUGUGAUGGUGGGUUUGGGAUCAUCUUUUCCAGCACUACCGUGCAUAACAGCUCUUAAUUUCUUUCGUUCCUUGCCAAUUCCAUUGCCCAUUCACGUCCAGUAGAUGCCUUAUGUUGUUUGCAAGAUCCUUCCUGGUCGCGUUGGGUGCCGUGCUCUCCUCCUUAUCCAUUAUUUUUCUCGUGGCUUCGUAUUAACGUGCCCAUCACCCGUCAUUUAUGUGUUGCUGCGUUAUCGAUCUGUAUCGUCUUCCCUUGUUCGCUUUUCAUAGUUCCCGUUGCGAACAGUUUCGUUCUCUGUUCUAUUUUUGGCGUGCCAUGGUUGAACACGAGGAGCUUAAAGGUAUCAACAUCCAAGAUACAAAAAACCAUUUUAAUGGAGGAAUCCAUAUGGUGCGUGUAAGUUGAAAUGUACUAGUUUUGCAAGCAAGGAAGAGCACUCACAAGAAAGGAUCUCCACACACUUUGCAUUCAAAGGAAGAUAUUCUAAUAGCACACAUUGAUUGGAGAUGCUCGCUCUAAUCCUGUGAGCCAAGCAAAGGAGUUGAAGGGGAGUCCCCACCACCAUGUGCAAUCUUUUCCUUUCCAAAUGAUCAAAUCAGACGCCGUUGUCACCGUCACCCAGACAACGAGCCAGGAGUCGUUUUCAAAGAACGAAUGGACCAGCACCACCAUAUCUCCAUAAGAACUUAAAGAAAUGGCUAUCUCAUGGAUCCCACAAAGUCAAUAAUCCCCGCUUGUGAGACUGUAAGGAACAUGGGAAUGCAGUGGGAGGAUUUGAAACUGACGACGACCGGCCUGGAUUGCUGGUGGCCUGGGCCAUCCUUGAGAAGGAGAGCGAGCAAGAUGAGUAGUAUGAUCUACAGCGAAGAGAUAAAAGAACAGAGACGCAGGAGAGGUAGGAAGCUUCAAGACGGUUUUUGGGUCAAUGCUUGCAGGGUUCUUGUACCUAUGGUGAAUCUCAUGCUUAGAACAUUCCUUAACUCUUAUUGAUGUUGCUAUUCUAUGUAUUUUUAUCU